AUGGCUCCGUCAAUCUCUAGAGAGAAGUUGGCAUCACUUACCGAGAACAACGCAGACAGGAUCUUGCCCAUCAUUCGUUCAUUCGAACGUAAGGACCAAUCAGCAUGCCAAAACAUUUUUAAGGAUGGAUAUCAAGAGUUUAUAAAAAGUAUCACAGUAACAUAUCUAUCGUUGUUGGUAAGGUACAUUGUCAUGGCUGCUAUGUUUCCAAUACUUGCAGCAGUGAUUUGGUCGGCAUGGAUCUUUGCUGUGUUUGUGGUGAUGGCAUGCAUGGUUUUGGCAUUCAUCGGCAUAUAUUUACAGUUGACAGGCUGGCUCUAUAUUAAUCAUACACUGAAAUCAGGCGAUUUAAAGGAUAUUGAGGAGUCCUACAUGUCGAUUCAACAGUCGCACUUGUGGGUAGCAGAGUUGAAUGGAAGAGUUGUUGGGAUGGUGGGCCUCAUUCACGAGGAAAACUUCGAACAAGGCGUCUAUGAACUCAAGCGCAUGUACGUUGUGCCGAAUUGUAGGAAAAAGGGGAUCGCUAGAAACCUGAUUAAAGAACUAAUCUCACAUGCCAAGACAAAUAGGAUAAAAUUGGUUAUUUUAAAAACAACGUCUACGGUGGUGCCAGCGAUCCAAUUGUACAUGAAGAAUGGUUUCACAUUUUCCAGCGCUGGUUUAAAUGGCAAGUUAACCGACGUGCCUGUCAUCAACAAACGGAGUUUACCACAAGACAUACACCUUAAGUUAGACAUUUCCUCAUUAGCUGCACCUUAA
Messenger RNA from Pocillopora verrucosa, 759 nucleotides. Its product is annotated as probable N-acetyltransferase CML1. NCBI's taxonomy places the organism in Eukaryota, Metazoa, Cnidaria, Anthozoa, Scleractinia, Pocilloporidae. The record is from RefSeq and is a predicted model, not a curated record. Gene Ontology annotation, molecular function: N-acetyltransferase activity.